Messenger RNA from Maudiozyma barnettii, 516 nucleotides. It is a transcript of the gene RPB7, whose product is annotated as DNA-directed RNA polymerase II subunit RPB7. The coding region runs from base 1 to 516 and encodes 171 amino acids. Gene Ontology annotation, cellular component: P-body; RNA polymerase II, core complex. NCBI's taxonomy places the organism in Eukaryota, Fungi, Ascomycota, Saccharomycetes, Saccharomycetales, Saccharomycetaceae. Gene Ontology annotation, molecular function: translation initiation factor binding; single-stranded DNA binding; single-stranded RNA binding. The transcript has a single exon. Gene Ontology annotation, biological process: positive regulation of nuclear-transcribed mRNA poly(A) tail shortening; DNA-templated transcription; positive regulation of translational initiation. The record is from RefSeq and is a predicted model, not a curated record.
AUGUUUUUCAUCAAAGAUUUAUCGCUUAAUAUUACCUUACAUCCCUCAUAUUUCGGUCCACGAAUGAAACAAUUUCUAAAAAGUAAAUUGCUUCAGGAAGUUGAAGGUUCAUGUACAGGUAAAUUUGGUUAUAUAUUAUGUGUCCUAGAUUAUGACAAGAUAGAGAUUGAACGUGGUAGAAUAUUACCAACCGACGGUUCUGCAGAAUUCACAGUCAAAUACAGAGCUGUAGUAUUCAAACCGUUUAAAGGUGAGGUGGUCGACGGUACUGUUGUAUCAUGUUCACAACAUGGUUUUGAAGUUCAAGUUGGACCUAUGAAGGUCUUUGUAACAAAACAUUUAAUGCCUCAGGAUCUUCAAUUCAAUGCAGGUUCUAACCCACCUUCUUAUCAAAACUCUGAGGAUGUUAUAACAAUUAAGAGUAGAAUUAGAGUAAAAAUUGAAGGUUGUAUCAGUCAAGUCAGCUCCAUCCACGCAAUUGGUAGUAUUAAGGAAGAUUAUUUAGGUGCUAUUUAG